CACACAACCCAGCACAUUUAACUCUAACGCCAAGACACCGUAAAUCUUGUGCGUUUCUUAAAAAUAAAAGUUUCCAUCUCUCUUACACGGUUAGUUUGUACUUAUGCCGGGUGUAACCCCCGGCCAUCAUCGACAUCACCGGAGGUUUGGGAAUGGAGGAAUUCAUUGAGCUUGGCUCCCUUCACUGUGUGGAAAUGGUUUUAACAGGCACAGAGUAACACAGAAACAGUUCAAACUCUGAACACUUAUACAAACUGUUGCACAAUAGACUUUUUAAUUUGUAAGAAAAACAAAACGUAAUUUUUAUUUUCGACUCAAGGAUUUUAACACUACAUAUACCACCAUGCCAAGCUCUACUAUUCGGAGGCAAAUGAAAAAUGUGGUAAAUAACUAUUCAGAGCCAGAAAAGAAGGUCAGGGAAGCAACUUCCAAUGACCCAUGGGGCCCCUCUAGCUCACUUAUGUCAGAGAUAGCAGACCUCACUUACAAUGUGGUGGCCUUUUCAGAGAUAAUGAGCAUGAUUUGGAAGAGGCUGAAUGACCAUGGCAAGAACUGGCGCCACGUGUACAAGGCCCUGACGCUGCUGGACUACCUGAUCAAAACGGGCUCCGAACGAGUGGCCCUGCAGUGCAAAGAAAACAUCUUUGCUAUACAGACACUCAAAGAUUUUCAGUAUAUUGAUCGGGACGGCAAAGACCAGGGCAUCAAUGUCAGAGAAAAGUCCAAGCAACUGGUCGUGCUGUUGAAGGAUGAUGAUCGUCUAAAGGGUGAGCGCUCUCAGGCUCUGAAGACUAAAGAGCGCAUGGCACAGGUUUCCACCAGUGUGGGCAGCAACAAUCAGAUCAGCUUCGGCCGAGGUUCCAGCCAGCCGAACUUAUCCACCAGCUAUUCAGAGGAGUACGGCAAGUCUGAGGGUUCACCUGCAUCUUAUCAUGGAUCCACAUCCCCCAAUGCAUCCUCAGAGUUGGAGCAGGCCAGGCCUCAGACUAGUGGUGAGGAAGAGCUGCAGUUGCAGCUGGCUCUUGCUAUGAGCCGAGAGGCUGCCGAGCAGGAGGAGAGGAUGCGCCGUGGGGAUGACCUGCGGCUCCAGAUGGCUCUGGAGGAAAGCCGCAAAAACAGCACAGGGAACGUGGCCAAGAAGAAGAAAGAGCCUCCGAAGUCUUCUCUGAUGGAUCUGAUGGACACAGUUCUUGUGGGCCCUGCCAAUCAAGCAGCAGACCCUUGGGGAGCUGGAGCUGCAGCAGCAGGCCCCACCUCAGACCCCUGGGAAUCCUACGGUGCAGCCCCUAAGCCAGCUGCUCCUGUGGAUCCCUGGGGUCUUCCCAGUGCUUCUGCCUCAGGCACUCCUGUGAAGAGCAGUGACCCCUGGGGGUUGACCCCAGCUCCUGCAGCCGCUGAUCCCUGGGGCUCUAUGCCUGCCACCCGCCCUAAUGCCCCUGCCACUGCCGGCAGCUUUGAUCUUUUCUCUACACCAAACGGUACUUCCAGGGAGGACCUCUCUGAGUUUGACAGUCUCCGCUCCUCCGCUAUGACAGGAGAUGGUAGAGGGAGCUCUGCCUUGCCAUCACAGACAAGCUUUUCUAUGGGUUCAGACUUGUUUGACGUACCGAGCGGCCCAUCAAGAAAAACCCCUGAGUCUUUCCUGGGUCCCAAUGCUGCCCUUGUCAACCUGGACUCUCUGGUUAGCAAGCCACAACAGCCAGCUCCUGUUUUCAACCCGUUCCUUGCUGGAGAGCCAGGGCUGUGUACAAAUACUAGAUUAACAGAAUGGACAGCUAGCAGACUGCGAGCAGCAGCAGCAGCAGCAGCAGCUGCACCUGCACCUGCAGCACAGGUUAACCCCUUCCAGGUGAACCAGCCACAGCCACCCACCCUCAACCAGAUGAGAGUCAGCCCCAUGAUGGGCUUGUCUGGUCAGGGCUUCGACGGCCUGGACCAGAGAAACGAGCCCUUGCCUCUGUCCUCUAUACCCCCAGUUAUCCCUGUCUCCAUGGUACCCAUGGCUCCUCUUGGGCCGGUGGGCCAGAUGAUGCCAAGCAUGGGUAUCCCUGCUUCCAUGUCCAUGCCUCAGCCUCUCAUGACCGGAGGGCUGCAGACCACGGGCACACCAACGCAAACCGGUGGCGCUAUUAACCCCUUCUUAUUAUGAGGAACAGUGUAGGCUGCCUCUACCCCAGACCCACACAAAUCUUUCUCCCAUCCCUUUUCCUACGGUAUAAACAACAUAAUCCGUUGUGUUCCCUAGACCAGUGUGCUAUUUUGAGAUUUUUGGAGUAGCAGUGGUGUUUACAAUUUUUACAUUGGCAGGUGAUUCCUUUCUCCUGUCUGAGAUAGGUACCAUAUAGUGAUUUGGUAUUCUUUUCUAAAUGAUCUCAAUCCAUUAGCGACAUGGUCUAGGUGUGGUAUUUUUUUCAACAAAUCCUAAACGUGUGGGAGUUCUCCUCACAUUCAAAGGGGAUCCUGAAUUUUAACUACUAUUCGAUUGCUUACUUUUCUUAUAAGAGGCUUGAAACUAGGAGUACGUUUUUGUCUUAAUUUUACCAAUUUCUAGUCUUUCAAAACAGUGUAAUAGAUAAAGCUGACCCUUUUAAUCAAAGCAGCCUGUGUGUUCUACAUAGCGCAUAUACACUAUGUGUAUACAGUAUGCUUAUGUAGACAGUUACAUAUAAUUUUGAUGUUCUAAGCAGGAAUUUUGCACACGCUCUUGAUUUAUCUCCUUUUAGCUCUAUAGCAUGAGAAACAAUGGGGAACCGUUUACUAAGACACAAGACAUUUCCUGAUCAAGCAAAGGAAAAAAGCAACCCAUGACACACUACACACACACACACACACACACACACACACACACAUGCAGUUUGGUUGAAUAAUAAGGAAUAGGAGCAUGUGUGAAUGUUUCAAAUCUGAUGCAUUGAAAGAUGAACUUCACACUAUUGUGAAGAGUUGUUCUUUUCCUUUUCUUUUGUAAUGCAUUAUGGGGAGGUGGUUUGCAUAUCAUAAUAUGGCUCUACUUUUAUACUGAAGCCUGUUUUUUUUACUGCUUUACAAUCUUGUGAUGUUGUUUAUUGGGUGAAUGGGUUCUUUUCAUUCGGUGCAGCUCACCGUUUGCACAGCGCCUCCAUAUUUGACAGCUAAUCAAUACUAAAGAUUAGAAUUAAUCUGCCUGAGUUGUUCUGUCACAGUGAGUAUCAAUCUGAAAUGUUUCUGUAACUUCUAUUUAUGUGUGUGGAAAAUUGAGCAAAGGGAAUUGGGAGGAUUAGAAUAGUGUGUAUAUUUCUUCAUCAGGUCCUAAUGCAUAUUACUGUUAUAACUGUAUCACUAAUCACUGCUUCCUGAUGCAAUCUGUUAAUGCAUCUUGGAUAAAAGCCAAGCAUAUAUCAGAGCUUGCUGUUUUUAACAAAAUCCUCAGUUUUGAUGGAAAAGCUAAUAAGCUUCUAGUGUAAUAAGAAUGAGUGUGGAUGUUCAGAGAGGUUAUUAUUAAAAAGGUGAGUAGAUGUGACUUCUCUAGAUAUUUGUUCAUCUUCACCUUUUUUUUCCCUACACGGAUUCAAUAUUAUUGUUUGUUAGAGGUUAAGUUUCAUGAAUGCAUCUGUGGUGUGGUUGAACGAGAAUUCAUGUGAUUGAAUUGCACAGCAUUCAAAUAAUGAGUUUAUUUUGGCCUAGGUUUGAUAUGCACAUGUCAUAAAAUGAGGCAUACACUAGACUCCUUUCAUAUCAGAAUGAUGACUUGGCUAGUCUUUUGUGAGAGGACUUGAAUGGCUUGUCUAUUAUUUUAGUUUUAACCAGUGAAGCACAACAUGGCAAGGUCUCCCCCCAAAUCGUAGCUCCCACAGUGACAUCGCUUGUUCUUUUCAAAUGCAGGGCUGCAGUAUUUUUCUCGUUGCAUUUCUCCUCCAAAUAUCACUUUCUGCCUUUUCUUUCUCAAUUACUGCAAGCAUACAAUUUCUCGUUUUUUGAGCUAGUGACCUCUGCUGGAAAUAUAGUGGCUGUUCUGCCCAUGUGCAGCCUUGUAGCAGAGCCUGUGGUGUGUUUAUGGUCCAUAAUCUGCAAGCAUACUCAGGCAUUUUGGGGGGAUGGGGGUGGGUAAGACUGCUCCAAGAUGUAUGAAAUGCGCUUUUGAUGGAUAUGAUGGUCUGAGCAGGCACAAAUUCAGCUUACUCCCUGCUAGUGAGCAUCACUGUACUCAUUUAUAUAGACUAGUUUUAACAUGAUUUUACCUUUGAAUCUAGCUCAUUUUGCUGUCAUGUAUCACCUCUGUUACCAUGUAUUCAUUAUGCAUUUAUUGUGGAGGACUAACCUUGUGAACAUGCAUAACACAUUUUAUUUUUCUCUGUUGUUGUGUCUUGUGUAUUUACCAAACUGUUUCCUAUUACUGGGAGCAGGCUGCUUUUUAUGGAUAUGUGCUAACUUGUUGGCAUUAUAACUGUAUAAUAUAAUUUAUCAUCUGUUCUAUUGUAACAUAUUUUUCUGUACCUUAUUUCUGUGUAAUGGUUUUGUAGGAAAGUCACAUGAAGAGUGUGAUGUUUUAUUGCCAUCUUAAUCGCAGCAAGUGAUAAAGGACCUGUAGCUGCAUUGGUUUAAAUAAAUUGUAUCAAUGACUUUAGUCUCUUG
This is a messenger RNA of Xyrauchen texanus (razorback sucker), 4608 nucleotides long. Its product is annotated as epsin-2-like. The transcript has 10 exons. The record is from RefSeq and is a predicted model, not a curated record. Lineage: Eukaryota; Metazoa; Chordata; Actinopteri; Cypriniformes; Catostomidae. Bases 344 to 2149 code for a protein of 601 amino acids. Gene Ontology annotation, biological process: endocytosis. Gene Ontology annotation, molecular function: clathrin binding; phospholipid binding. Gene Ontology annotation, cellular component: plasma membrane; clathrin vesicle coat; endosome.